This is a messenger RNA of Triticum dicoccoides, 3634 nucleotides long. Its product is annotated as G-type lectin S-receptor-like serine/threonine-protein kinase LECRK2. The record is from RefSeq and is a predicted model, not a curated record. Lineage: Eukaryota; Viridiplantae; Streptophyta; Magnoliopsida; Poales; Poaceae. Gene Ontology annotation, molecular function: ATP binding; protein serine/threonine kinase activity. Gene Ontology annotation, biological process: protein phosphorylation. The coding region runs from base 380 to 2854 and encodes 824 amino acids. The transcript has a single exon.
CAUGUACGAGGAAACAACACGCCCGCCCCGCAGGUAGGCUGAACUAGAAACACCGGCAAGCACGGCGCAGAAAAGACCAAGCACUUGUAAAUUACCUAUAGUGACCGAGUCUUGGUGCCAGGCAAGUGGACUCACCUGCCCAUCAUACUGGUCAAGGCCAUGCAUUCACAUCACACAAGAAAAUAACCUUGGUCUCCACCGGGUGCCAAUCAAAACCUGACACGGCGGGCAUCCUUACGAGCAGAAAAAACUUGCUCGUCAACUCUCCGAUGUGAUGUGCGAGCGACGUCUAACUGCUCAACAUAGAUAAAACUGCCGGCCUGAACGGUUCAACACCAGUUUUUUUCUCCCGUGACACAGGGCCCUGACAAAUGGAUGCAUGCGAGAAUCGUCAAAAGGACGUGAUAAGCACAUAAUAAAACCAUUACCAGAAGCAACAGCUUGGCCAACAACAAUGGCGCUGCCACUGCUCUUCCUCUUCUCCCUCUUGCUUCAAGCUCCCUCGCACGCACAGGCACUCCAAAACAUCACACUAGGAUCCACCCUGACCACUCAAGGUCCAAACGCCUCACGGAUUUCGCCCUCCGGUGAAUUCGCGUUCGGCUUCCGCCCCAGCGACGCGGACGCCUCUGUCUACCUCCUCGCCGUUUGGUUCGACAAGAUCACCUCCAAAACCGCUGUCUGGUACGCCAACACCAACACCAACACCACGCUGCCAGCUGGCUCCCAACUGCAGCUCACGCCUGGUGGCGUGCUUUCGCUCCAGGACCCUGCUGGCACAGAGAUAUGGAACCCCCGGGUGACCAACGUCGACCAUGCUGCCAUGCUCGACACAGGCAAUUUCGUGCUCUAUGCCAAAGAUGGAUCCAUCAAAUGGCAGAGCUUUGAACACCCAACUGACACCAUCCUGCCCUCCCAGGAGCUGCCUAAAGGGUCCGUCCUGCAAAGCCGGCUCAUGGACAACGACUACUCAGCUGGAAGAUUCCAAAUCAGCGUACAGGAUGAUGGCAACCUAAGGUUUUACACCAUGGCUGUUCCAUCCCUUUUCCGCUAUGACCCCCCAUAUUGGGAUUCUAAGACUGGUGGAAAUGGUUCAAGCCUCGUGUUCAACACAACCGGCAGCAUCUACUACACUACAAGUUCUGGCGGACAAUUCAAUAUUACAUCAGAAACACUGGACUCACCGGCAGACUUUUACCGGCGCGCCACACUUGACGCAGAUGGGGUGUUCAGGCAAUACGUGUACCCCAAGAAGGCAGCUCAGACCAGUGGAUGGAACGCUGAGUGGAAAGUUAUGGACUACCUCCCACGGAACUUCUGUGAGGCUGUCAGGGUAGAGACUGGAAGUGGUGCCUGUGGGUUCAACAGCUAUUGCCGCUCCAACACAAACAGGAGUGUGGAAUGUAAGUGCCCAAUAAACUACUCAUUCAUCGACAACGAGAGAACGUACAAAGGUUGCAAGCAAGACUUUGCUCCACAUAGCUGUGACUUGGAUGAUACUGAAUCUACUCAGCAAUUCAAGCUACUUCCAAUGAACAAUAUCAAUUGGCCUUUUGGAGACUAUGAGCGUCACAGCCCCACUGGUGAGGAUUCUUGCCAAAGACUUUGCUUAACUGAUUGCUUUUGUGUUGCUGCGGUGUACUAUGGCGGUUCUUGCUGGAAAAAGAGGAGCCCCUUGUCCAACGGAAUGGAAGGUAACAUAGUGGGAUCAGUUUUUAUCAAGGUUCCCAGGACUAAUGUUCCUGGGUCCCAGUUGGGCAGUAACUCCAAUACAUGGAGAAAAGAGAAGAGGUAUUGGAUAAUAGGAAGUUCACUGCUCCUUGGAGGAUCUGCCCUUGUUAUUGUUUUCCUCAUCUCCAUUCUGUAUUUUGGAUCUUACCGUGUCAUUAGGCGAAAGAAGCCAGCCCAGAUACAAUCAAUGAGUCCCGAGGCAUUGCCUCUUAGAGCAUUCACGUACAAGGAGAUUGAGAAGGCGACAGAUGGAUUUCGUGAAGAGCUGGGUAGCGGUGCAUCUGGUAUCGUAUACAAGGGCCAGUUGGAAGAUGAGUUUGGGACUGGCAUUGCAGUCAAGAAGAUUGACAAGAUGCUCCAAGAGAGUGAAAAGGAGUUCGCCAUUGAGGUUCAAACCAUCGGAAGGACCUUCCACAGAAACUUGGUACGGUUGCUCGGUUUCUGCGCAGAAGGAAAAGAGAGGCUUCUGGUGUACGAGUUGAUGACCAAUGGCUCACUUAAUGGAUUCCUUUUUUGUGGUACAAGCCCAACCUGGAACCUUCGCGUUCAAGUCGCACUUGGGGUGGCAAGAGGCCUGCUCUACUUACAUGAGGAAUGCAACACUCAAAUUAUCCAUUGUGACAUAAAGCCCCAAAACAUCCUUCUUGAUGAGAAUCUCGUGGCAAAGAUCUCAGACUUUGGCCUAGCAAAGAUGCUCAGGACAAAUCAGACACAGACGAACACUGGCAUCAGGGGAACUCGAGGGUACGUCGCGCCCGAGUGGUUCAAAAACAUAGGGAUCACAUCCAAGGUCGACAUUUAUAGUUUUGGGGUGAUCUUGCUGGAGAUUGUGUGUUGCAGACGGAAUGUGGAGCUAGAGACAGCUGAUGAGGAGCAAGCAAUACUGACAUAUUGGGCAAAUGACUGCUAUAGAAGUGGGAGGCUUGACUUGUUAAUCAAGGGUGAUGAGGAGGCAAUCUUCAAUAUAAAGAAGAUGGAACGCUUCGUGGCCGUGGCAUUGUGGUGUCUCCAGGAGGAGCCAACAAUGCGGCCAACCAUGCUGAAAGUGACACAGAUGCUUGAUGGAUCCGUCACAAUCCCCACACCUCCUGAUCCAUCUUCCUUCAUCAGUUCACUCCAAUAGUAGUGUGUUUUUAAAUGUAUAAGUUGCAGUGUGAAAUAAGAGUAUAUUGGACUACCGCAAACGAUAAAUAUGAGUGAUGAUUCCUUUAAAUGUAUGUAAAUGGAAGCAGGAAUGUAAGUACUUGAUAAGAAAAAAUGUAUGCAUAUGUUACUAGGUUCCAAAAUAAAUGUAAAUUUCUGUAAUGUUCAUGUACUUUUUAUGUGCAGUACCACAGUGAAGCCAUGAAUGUACUGCUUUGUGAAUCAGUGUGCAUAUUUUGGUAUAUUGCUUAGCAUUAAAUCAUCAAACUGGAAGAUGCAAGGAACCAGUGAGGUGCAGUGCAGGCUGGUUAGGAACCAUCGGGUAAGAACAAUGAUUUAAGGUCCCUUCGGGGACAUCCACUAAAAUUGGAACCAUAUAGAGAACAAUGAUUUAAGCGUUCACGACUGAAAUGCUAGAGAUGUCAAAAUAUUUAAGAAAUACUUCUAUCCCAUUUGUUACAACUAGCAGCGGGACUCCCAUGUUGCUUUACGAGCGAGCACCCGGGAGUAACCCUAGCAUAUAUCCCAUUUAGAUUUUCGCAUUAGCAUUAUCCAGUGUUUUAUGUCACUGGAAAUUAGACACUGCAUCUAUGCUUUUUAGUGUAACAGUGGGUAUUAACAACGAGAAUUGGACUCUAGAUAUUGAAUGCAAGCAUUACAACGGAAAGAACACAAGACGUUCUCGAUCUUUGUUGAUCAUGAGAUCUAGUAUGGAGAGUCUGGAGCUUUAUGUGAUAUUCCUUAUUCAAUACUACACUUU